[Candida] anglica is the source of this 5919-nucleotide messenger RNA. The record is from the annotation of a GenBank genome assembly. Lineage: Eukaryota; Fungi; Ascomycota; Pichiomycetes; Serinales; Debaryomycetaceae.
AUGGGUGCACACUUCCUUCCACAGUUGUACUUACUUUUGCUCGCAGGUACCACUGUAGCUACCUAUGGUGGCGACUCCAAAUGUAGCCCUUCACCUGUUUGCUCAAAUCUGAAUUUUGGUAUUCGUGCAAAGACUAACAAUAACCCUUCUGCCGAUUUCUCAAUUUCGGAGGUUGCAUGGGUAAGUGACCUCACUUACUCAGUAACCCUUGGAUGUAAAACACUGGCUACUUUGGGAAAAUCUUGUUUGGGAUCAUUGAACUUAUCGUGUGGUAGCAAUAAUUUCAAUCUUUUCGAUUUUGAUAAAGUUGAUUUAAUUCUGAGUUGUAAUGACUGGUCUCACAAAUUUGAAGUUGAGUGUGUUGAUAAGGGUGACAAAAUCUGUUUGCCAAACCUUCUGGUCUCCUACGAAUGGUGCAACUCAGAUGGUCAUGAUUCAGAAGCUUGUAAAGACUGGGAUUUCUCAAAAUCCUAUGACUACAUCUUUGGUUGUGAAGAUGAACACCAUUUUGACUGGUCUGACUACUGUUGGCCAAAGCCUCCAGCAGCAUGUUCUACCAAAACUAUCCCAUCUCCUUCUGGUACUGAUUGUGUUACUUCUACGUUAACAAAAUCUCAAUGUGUGACAUCUAGUGUAGCCACAAGUGAAUGCACAUCUUCAAACAUCAUCACUACUUCUUGUUCCACGUUGGUUCGCCCAACUACUGUCUGCUCCACAGCAACUUCAGGUCAUGAAUGUUCCCCAUCAGCUCAAUGCCCCCCAAGUGAUUUUGGAAGCCGUUGCAAGAAAGAUAAUUUCCCUCUGGCAGAUUUCAGCAUUUCUUCUGUGAAAUUGGUAAGUGAUCUUAAAUAUUCAAUUUCUCUCGGGUGUAAGGCCCUGAAGGGUAUGGAUAAAUCCGUAUUAAAUACUUUAAGUUUGAAAUGUGGUGGAAAUCAUUUCCCACUAUUCGACCAUAAGUCAGAGAUUGAUAAGAUUCUGAGUUGUCAAGAGUGGACUCAUGAUUUUGAAGUUGAAUGUGAAGAUCAUGGUGACAAGAUUUGUUUACCAAGUGUGUCAGUUCUGUACGAAUGGUGCCAAUCAAACCCUUGGAGUAGCAGUUGCUUACUUUGGGGUUAUUCAAAGUCAUACACCUAUAAUUUUGGAUGCGGAAGUUCCUCAGACUAUGAUUGGUCUCAAUACUGUUGGCCAAAGCCACCUUCAAAGUGUUCAACUUCCAAUAUCCUCAGCACUAUCUGCCAAACCUCAACCGCACCAGCUACAACGUGUAAUACAGGAUUUGUACCAACAACUAGCUGCACAACAACACAGAUAGAAACUACACUGUGUCAAACAACAAUUAAGUCUUCAUCAAGUAGUCUAUCAACUCCAGUCGAAUCUACUCCAGUCGAAUCCACACCAGUCGAAUCCACACCAAUAGAAUCAACCCCUGUUGAAUCUACUCCAGUUGAGUCUACUCCAGUCGAAUCCACUCCUGUCGAGUCUACCCCUGUCGAAUCCACGCCAGUAGAAUCUACUCCAGUAGAAUCGACUCCAGUUGAGUCUACUCCUGUCGAAUCCACACCAGUUGAAUCUACCCCAGUAGAAUCUACCCCAGUCGAAUCCACACCGGUUGAAUCCACCCCAGUUGAGUCUACUCCAUGUGAAACCACUCCAGUCGAAUCCACACCAGUAGAAUCCACACCAGUAGAAUCAACCCCUGUUGAAUCUACUCCAGUUGAGUCUACUCCUGUCGAAUCCACACCAGUUGAAUCUACACCAGUUGAAUCUACUCCAGUUGAGUCCACUCCUGUCGAAUCAACCCCUGUUGAAUCUACUCCAGUUGAGUCUACUCCAUGUGAAACUACUCCUGUCGGAUCCACACCAGUAGAAUCUACCCCAGUCGAAUCCACACCAGUAGAAUCUACUCCAGUUGAGUCUACUCCUGUCGAAUCAACCCCUGUUGAAUCUACUCCAGUUGAGUCUACUCCUGUCGAAUCCACACCAGUUGAAUCUACCCCAGUAGAAUCUACCCCUGUCGAAUCAACCCCAGUUGAAUCCACACCAGUUGAAUCUACUCCAUGUGAAACUACUCCUGUCGAAUCUACUCCAGUUGAGUCUACUCCUGUCGAAUCAACCCCAGUCGAAUCUACCCCAGUAGAAUCCACCCCAGUCGAAUCUACCCCAGUAGAAUCUACCCCAGUUGAAUCCACUCCAUGUGAAACCACUCCUGUCGAAUCCACACCAGUAGAAUCUACUCCAGUUGAAUCUACUCCAGUUGAGUCUACUCCUGUCGAAUCUACCCCAGUAGAAUCUACCCCAGUUGAAUCUACCCCUGUCGAAUCAACCCCUGUUGAAUCUACUCCAGUUGAGUCUACUCCUGUCGAAUCCACACCAGUUGAAUCUACUCCAGUCGAAUCUACUCCUGUCGAAUCUACCCCAGUUGAAUCCACACCAGUCGAAUCCACACCAGUUGAAUCCACACCAGUAGAAUCCACUCCUGUCGAAUCCACUCCAGUUGAGUCUACCCCAGUUGAAUCUACCCCAGUUGAAUCUACUCCAGUUGAAUCUACUCCAUGUGAAACUACUCCUGUCGAAUCUACCCCAGUAGAAUCUACCCCUGUCGAAUCAACCCCUGUUGAAUCUACUCCAGUUGAGUCUACUCCUGUCGAAUCCACACCAGUUGAAUCUACUCCUGUCGAAUCUACUCCUGUCGAAUCUACCCCAGUUGAAUCUACCCCAGUUGAAUCUACCCCAGUUGAAUCUACUCCAGUUGAAUCUACUCCAUGUGAAACUACUCCUGUCGAAUCUACCCCAGUAGAAUCUACCCCUGUCGAAUCAACCCCAGUUGAAUCCACACCAGUUGAAUCUACUCCAUGUGAAACUACUCCUGUCGAAUCUACUCCAGUUGAGUCUACUCCUGUCGAAUCAACCCCAGUCGAAUCUACCCCAGUAGAAUCCACCCCAGUCGAAUCAACCCCUGUUGAAUCUACUCCAGUCGAAUCUACCCCAGUUGAAUCUACCCCAGUUGAGUCUACUCCAUGUGAAACUACUCCUGUCGAAUCCACACCUGUCGAAUCAACCCCAGUAGAAUCAACCCCUGUUGAAUCUACUCCAGUUGAGUCUACUCCUGUCGAAUCCACACCAGUUGAAUCUACCCCAGUAGAAUCUACCCCUGUCGAAUCAACCCCUGUCGAAUCCACACCAGUAGAAUCUACUCCAGUUGAGUCUACUCCUGUCGAAUCAACCCCUGUUGAAUCUACUCCAGUUGAAUCUACCCCUGUCGAAUCCACACCAGUAGAAUCUACUCCAUGUGAAACCACUCCUGUCGAAACCACUCCUGUCGAAUCCACACCAGUAGAAUCUACUCCAGUUGAAUCUACUCCAGUUGAAUCUACUCCAGUUGAGUCUACUCCUGUCGAAUCUACCCCAGUAGAAUCUACCCCAGUUGAAUCUACCCCUGUCGAAUCAACCCCUGUUGAAUCUACUCCAGUUGAGUCUACUCCUGUCGAAUCCACACCAGUAGAAUCUACUCCAGUUGAAUCUACUCCAGUUGAAUCUACUCCAGUUGAGUCUACUCCUGUCGAAUCUACCCCAGUAGAAUCUACCCCAGUUGAAUCUACUCCAUGUGAAACUACUCCUGUCGAAUCUACCCCAGUAGAAUCUACCCCUGUCGAAUCAACCCCUGUUGAAUCUACUCCAGUUGAGUCUACUCCUGUCGAAUCCACACCAGUUGAAUCUACUCCUGUCGAAUCUACUCCUGUCGAAUCUACCCCAGUUGAAUCUACCCCAGUUGAAUCUACCCCAGUUGAAUCUACUCCAGUUGAAUCUACUCCAUGUGAAACUACUCCUGUCGAAUCUACCCCAGUAGAAUCUACCCCUGUCGAAUCAACCCCAGUUGAAUCCACACCAGUCGAAUCCACACCAGUUGAAUCUACUCCAGUCGAAUCUACUCCUGUCGAAUCUACCCCAGUUGAAUCUACCCCUGUCGAAUCCACACCAGUAGAAUCUACUCCAUGUGAAACCACUCCUGUCGAAUCCACUCCUGUCGAAUCCACACCAGUAGAAUCUACUCCAGUUGAAUCUACUCCAGUUGAAUCUACUCCAGUUGAGUCUACUCCUGUCGAAUCUACCCCAGUAGAAUCUACCCCAGUUGAAUCUACCCCUGUCGAAUCAACCCCUGUUGAAUCUACUCCAGUUGAGUCUACUCCUGUCGAAUCCACACCAGUUGAAUCUACUCCAGUCGAAUCUACUCCAGUCGAAUCUACCCCAGUUGAAUCCACACCAGUCGAAUCCACACCAGUUGAAUCCACACCAGUAGAAUCCACUCCUGUCGAAUCCACUCCAGUUGAGUCUACCCCAGUUGAAUCUACCCCAGUUGAAUCUACUCCAGUUGAAUCUACUCCAUGUGAAACUACUCCUGUCGAAUCUACCCCAGUAGAAUCUACCCCUGUCGAAUCAACCCCUGUUGAAUCUACUCCAGUUGAGUCUACUCCUGUCGAAUCCACACCAGUUGAAUCUACUCCAGUCGAAUCUACUCCUGUCGAAUCUACCCCAGUAGAAUCUACCCCAGUUGAAUCCACUCCAUGUGAAACUACUCCUGUCGAAUCAACCCCUGUUGAAUCUACUCCAGUCGAAUCAACCCCUGUUGAAUCUACUCCAGUCGAAUCUACCCCAGUUGAAUCUACCCCAGUUGAAUCCACACCAGUUGAAUCUACCCCAGUAGAAUCUACCCCUGUCGAAUCAACCCCAGUUGAAUCCACACCAGUUGAAUCUACUCCAUGUGAAACUACUCCUGUCGAAUCAACCCCAGUCGAAUCUACCCCAGUAGAAUCCACCCCAGUCGAAUCUACCCCAGUAGAAUCUACUCCUGUCGAAUCUACCCCAGUUGAAUCCACACCAGUCGAAUCGACUCCAAUUGAAUCUACUCCUGUCGAAUCUACCCCAGUUGAAUCCACCCCAGUCGAAUCCACACCAGUUGAAUCCACACCAGUAGAAUCCACUCCUGUCGAAUCCACUCCAGUUGAGUCUACCCCAGUUGAAUCUACCCCAGUUGAAUCUACUCCAGUUGAAUCUACUCCAUGUGAAACUACUCCUGUCGAAUCUACCCCAGUAGAAUCUACCCCUGUCGAAUCAACCCCUGUUGAAUCUACUCCAGUCGAAUCUACCCCAGUUGAAUCUACCCCAGUUGAAUCUACUCCAGUUGAAUCUACUCCAUGUGAAACUACUCCUGUCGAAUCUACCCCAGUAGAAUCUACCCCUGUCGAAUCAACCCCUGUUGAAUCUACUCCAGUUGAGUCUACUCCAUUUGAGUCUACUCCAUGUGAAUCUACUCCAGUUGAGUCUACUCCUGUCGAAUCAACCCCAGUCGAAUCUACCCCAGUAGAAUCCACCCCAGUCGAAUCAACCCCUGUUGAAUCUACCCCAGUUGAAUCCACUCCAUGUGAAACUACUCCUGUCGAAUCAACCCCUGUUGAAUCUACUCCAGUCGAAUCAACCCCAGUAGAAUCCACUCCAUGUGAAACCACUGCUGUUGAACAUGACAUCACUUUAGCCACCCCAGAAACUACCUCGAUCGAGGAAACUAGUACUGAAACGGUUUCGUGUUCUACCUGCACCGCAAAUGUUCCCGAUGUCAUUGAAUCUGAUAUCGGUUCCAUGAGUACUCCUACUUCUAUCGUAACUCCCGUUCCUUCUGGUUCGGAAGUCAACAAAUCUAUUGAUGGUGUAUCUACCACCGCCAUCACAAUUGAGGUGACGUCUCCCCAAUAUUCAAACAGCAAUACUGUUACGACACUUUCAAGUGCAACUGCACCUUCUGCAGCUUCCAGUGGAUCCUAUAGUACUCCAGCUGUCCAACCUCCAGCUGAAGGAUCCUCUUCUUCCUUGUCAGCCAAGCUUCUUGCUGUUGUUGCUGCUGCUGCAUGUGUUCUUAUUUUAUAA